CGGAUGACGUCACAGCGUUAGCUUCAUCGGGUGACGUCACGGCUGAGGCAGCACGCGCGCGCGGUUCUAGCUUCGCGAUCAAAUAAUGCCCCGGAGGCAGAUUCCUCUCGACAAUUCUUCACUUUUUAACCACGAAAGCUGCCUUGAGGGCGGUUAUUGACGACCGAAGGUUACUAAACGGGGAAGUAAGGGGGUGAGGUGGCCGCGUCGCCAUCUUAGUUAGGGGUAGGCGGCGUGGGUGGUGAUGGUGGUGUUGAUGGUGAUGUGGGCACGUUGGUGAUGGUGUUGAUGGUGUUGUGGGCACGUUGGUGAUGGUGUUGAUGGUGUUGUGGGCGCGUCGGUGAUGUUGAGAUCCGCCCUGUACCACCUGCUGCUGAUGUUGGCUACUGCAGGUGACUCGCAGGAGACCGGGCUUGUACAAGUGACGAGGAGAGUUCUCAACUCGGGCUUCCAUCGGGAGCUGGUGUCCGUCGUUUCGGGCCGGGGCCCAGCCCCGCAGGUGGUGCUGCUGCGGGAGACUCUCCCCGCCGGCCUCUACUCCGACCCCUACGAACUCUCGGGGUCGGAGUUUGCGCGCCACUCCCAGGCCGUGUUCCUGUCCCGCGUGGACGUGGAGGCUCCGGCCUCGCGCGCCGCUCCGCUCCAGCUCCUGGUGUUCAUCUCCGCCGCCGCCGUCGCCGUCGCCAGCGGCGGGGGACCGGCCUGGACGGCCAACGUCUCCCUGCCCGUCCACCUGCGCUACCACGCGCCCGCACAGCCCGGCCGGCCGCCUCGCGCCCACGUGCUGCUCGGCGGCCCCCUCGUGCUGCUGCCGUGCGACUCCCCGGGGCGGCCGUGUGACGGGGCGGCUCCGCGUGACGUCACGGAGGGCCCCUGCUCGGCCACCAACCAAACGGUCUGCCUGUGGAGGAGAGCCACCCUCGUCGCCCAGCAGCAGGAGGAGGUCAGCCCGCAGGCGCUGUCCGUCCCCGUGGGCAGCCUGGACCACGAGCCGGCCGUGCUGGCCCUGACGCUGCUCACCGCCCUGGGCUGCUGUCUCCUGCUGCUGCACGCCAGCAGCAGCACGAGGCCCUGACACUGCGGGGGGUGCUGUGGGGGGUGCCGUGGGGGGUGUCGUGACACCGUGGGUGAUGCUGUGGAUGUCGUGACACCGUGGAUGUCGUGACACUGUGGGUGAUGCUGUGGAUGUCGUGACACCGUGGGUGUCGUGACACCGUGAGAGGUGUCGU
Petromyzon marinus (sea lamprey) is the source of this 1229-nucleotide messenger RNA. The record is from RefSeq and is a predicted model, not a curated record. Lineage: Eukaryota; Metazoa; Chordata; Hyperoartia; Petromyzontiformes; Petromyzontidae.